GUUAGGUCAUUUUACUUUUCGUCGCUUCGCCAACUUUUGUCUGAUCUGAAUUAUUUAUGUAUUUUUGAGUUAAAAACAGCCCAAAACCAUGUCUUUCUUAGCGCAAAGUGUGCGCCAGGUGCUGCGGCAGGCGCCCAAUCGCAGUUUGUCGCUAGCAGGUGCCAUGCGCUCGCUGAGCGUUUCGCCGGCGUUUGGGCAGCAAAAUAAACCGGCGACGGAAUCCGUGGAUAUAUCCGCCAUAGCCAAGGACCAGCAGAAGGAGUGCCAGAGCAUCUGCGACCGAAUCAACCGCCAGGUGCAAAAGUCCGAGCAGGGACGCCUUUUCGCGGUGGUCCAUCUGUGCGGCAAGCAAUUCAAAAUAACCCCUGGCGACAUCAUCCUGGUGGAGGGAUACUGGCCCCCAACGAUAGGCGAUGAGAUCAGCCUGGACAAGGUCCUUCUGGCCGGCGCCCGGGACUUCACCCUCGUGGGCAGGCCCAUUCUGGAACCCGGACUUGUUUCCGUGAAGGCCACAGUGGUGGAGAAGACACUCAGCCACACGAAGACCCACUUCCGGAAGAAGCGCAGGAAGCAGUACAUGAGGAUCAACUUCCAGCGGUCCCCGCACACCAUGGUCAGGAUCAACUCCAUCGAACUGGCUCGUCCGGUGGACGGGGAAGGCCCUCCCUCGGAGCCCUCGAAGCGCUUGUUUUAGUUUAGAAUGCUGUUGAUCAAGAAUAAUAAAUGAAAUCGUUGGAAGGUAAUUAAGAAGUUGAA
This is a messenger RNA of Drosophila biarmipes, 756 nucleotides long. It is a transcript of the gene mRpL21, whose product is annotated as 39S ribosomal protein L21, mitochondrial. Lineage: Eukaryota; Metazoa; Arthropoda; Insecta; Diptera; Drosophilidae. The transcript is spliced from 2 exons. The record is from RefSeq and is a predicted model, not a curated record. The coding region runs from base 89 to 694 and encodes 201 amino acids. Gene Ontology annotation, cellular component: ribosome; mitochondrial large ribosomal subunit. Gene Ontology annotation, biological process: translation. Gene Ontology annotation, molecular function: RNA binding; structural constituent of ribosome.